This is a messenger RNA of Sphaeroforma arctica JP610, 1613 nucleotides long. RefSeq lists its product as hypothetical. The transcript has a single exon. Lineage: Eukaryota; Ichthyosporea; Ichthyophonida. Bases 137 to 1459 code for a protein of 440 amino acids. The record is from RefSeq and is a predicted model, not a curated record.
UAUACAUAGUCAUAAAUAUAUUAUAGUAUUAAAUUAUAUAUACAAUCUAUACACAUAUAUGAUACACAUGAUCGUGAUUUAGACACAAAUACAAACUCGCCACAUUAAAAAAUCGAAUUGAAAGUGAUUUAGCACUAUGUCGGACCCUUUCGCCCAAUUCAAUCCCUUGCCUCAGAAGCAAACGACAUCAGAAACAGUUCCACAACAGCAGUCGCAGCAACAGUCGCAACCCACACCUAUGCAGGGUCAUAGUUCUGCGCAGAAUAUUACGAUGCACGGAAACUCGUUUCAGCAGACAAAUGCACUUCCUCAGUUUAAUUCAUAUCAGCAAGGACUGCCUGUAAUAGGUGACACAAGUGGACCAGGAUCGCAACAAUCAAUGAAUCCGAAUUUGGGCGUUUACACCCCACAACAGGUUAUGUACAAUGCUCAGCCGCCGCAAAUGGGUGGACUGAUGCCUGUGCAGCCCAUGAGUCGACCCCGUUUCAAUACAUAUAGUGUUGCACCCGGCACGCAGCAGGGGCCUCCGACAAUUUCAUUCCAAAAUAUGUCGUUAACACCUCAAAUGAAUCAGCAGCAGCCGAAUUAUGACGAACCGCAGGUAUCUCAACCGAUGAGGUUCAGAUCGCAUGCUGUGAGUGUCAGCGACACGAAUGAUGAAAACUCUGUGAGCGCACCUUUUACAUUCGCCCAGCCUGUGGUGGAAACAAAGGAUAGUUUAGAUCCUUUCGAUAUGUUUGAUCCUGUACCUCGUGCGCGUGGUAAAACUGUCGGGGCGAGCUCGGCUUAUGUUCCACCGGAACACUCGUUCGGUCAACCGCAGCAGAACAAUCAGGGAAAGCCUCAAUCCGGUACAGUAGAUCCUUUCGAUCUGUUUUUGGCUGUGAAUGCCGAGUCUCGGUCGCAGACCAAAGAUGUACCACUGGAGUCUAACGCCAAGGACGUUGCCUUAGAGGUGAAGCCGGAUAUCAAGGUCGAAUCUGAACCCGACAACAAUGACAAGAGUGAGAAGUCAGAAUUAAAGGAAGCUACUAACACAGAGGAAACUAAAGGCGAGAUGGAUGUGAAGGUGCUGAGGAAAAAACUUUUCUUCUACCCGGGUCAUAGAGGAUAUAUCGUUGAGGGCAUCAAACACAGGAGGGCGCUGGGAGGCAAGUAUUCGGUAAAGCCUCUGCGCGCGGCCGCAAUUAAAAUAAGUGCUGAUAAAGAUGGUGUUAUCAUCAUGUCGCAGGAGGGAAAAAGCAUCCUACACCGCUUCGCGUGGGAAAAAAUCAAAGAGUUGCAUCACGUACACACAGAUAAGAUCGAUACUCCGCUCAACAAGCGAACGCGUAAAAACUUCAUCGCAUUGCAAUUGAUAGACGGAUCCGUCUUUGUGAUAAAUUCCAAGCAGACACCCGAGAUUCGCGCUUUGUUCGACGAGGCCAACCCUAAAAUGCCGAAAGAUAAGGCGACAUAGUGUUAGUGUAGUGUUCGUCGUGCAGUGCGUUUUUAGCACUCGAGUCAAUGGUUAUGUCGAGUGAGACCAAAUACCAUCAGAGUGUGCUAUCAGUGUGUGUACUCUUUUUGUAGUGGUAAUAAAUAAUACGGAUGAUGUUACAUAAAUAUUUUAC